Messenger RNA from Ostreobium quekettii, 1182 nucleotides. The record is from the annotation of a GenBank genome assembly. Lineage: Eukaryota; Viridiplantae; Chlorophyta; Ulvophyceae; Bryopsidales; Ostreobiaceae.
GUGGGGCUUGCAAAUGUAAGUGCAGGAGCCCAACGGACUGGAGGUAGCAAGCAACACCCAGGUUCUGCCUUAGAUGACAGACUUGCUGAAUUAGCAGCAUCAAUCACCACGAGUGUUGGUCUGCUCACCACAUCUGUGGGGUUUGAGUGCCUCAAGGAGGACACCCGAGAGGUGCUGAAGCUCACCUCUGAGCUGCUGAGGAACCCAGAUCUUCCUGAGGCAAGCAUUGAGCUGUUCAAAUCUCGCCUUCUAAAUGCCGUCGACCACAUAAAUGACAACAUCUCAUCCAUCCCAGCACGGACAGUGGAGCAGGUGAUUUAUGGGAGCGGCAGCAUUUACGCAAGGCAACCCACAUACAGCGGUGUCAAAUCCAUAACAAGACAGGAUGCAGUUCACUUUUUGGCGCAAUGGCAGAGGCCCGAUGCUGCUGUCCUGGGCAUCGUGGGCGAUUUCUCAUCUCCAGACAUGCGCCGCAUUGUGAGGGACACCCUGGAAGGCUGGAUACCAGCCAAGGGCCAGCCAGCCACACCUCCUGUCCCUCCAGCAUAUCCCAUCCCACAACAAGUCCAUGCUGGCUGGGCCUUUCUCAUUCAGCAGGACAACGUGGAGCAGACGAGCGUGGCCAUUGGUGAGCUGGGGGUCACUCUAGGUGACCCGGAUGUUCCAGCAUUGGCUGUUGCCAGCAGCAUACUCAAUUCCUAUGGUGGCCGUCUCUUCGAUCAGAUCCGAUCGAAGGAAGGCCUUGCGUAUUCGGUGUCCUGCCAGUGGGACACGCCGAUGGACCAUCCUGGACUGUUCCUUCUGGAAGGCUCCACACUUGAGCCAAUGGAAUUUCUCAGCGGUGCCAGAAGCAUUCUUGAAAUGGCAACGGAGACUGCCCCCACCGAUGCUGAGUUGGAAAGAGCAAAAUCUGAGGCGGUGAAUUCGUUUGUGUUCAAUUUCGCGUCCACCGGCGCCCAGCUCAACAGAGCACUGGUCUACGACGUCAUGGGCCUCCCACAGGACUACCUGUUUCGCUACAAAUCUGCGGUGGAGAGCGUGACCAAGGAAGACGUCGUCAAUGCCGCCGCGCGCCACUUGCACCUGGCUGAGCAAACGGUGGUCAUGUGCGGGGACGUCAACAAAUUGAAGCCGGAGCUGGAGAAGCAGGGGUGGAGGGUUGCCUUGUACCAGCCAGAGUGA